UCCGGUUCGAUUCGAUUCGAUCUUCGGUUUACGUUUAUUUCAAUCCUUCGUGACAAAAACGCGCAGACGUACACACCUAAAAUCGUACGGAUUGGUGUCAGGGCACAUCACUCCGUCAUGUCAGUAUCGCUGGAUCACCUCGUGGCACAGAAGCUUGGCUCAGCGAUUGAUAAACCAAAACAAGGAACCACAGGAACUGAUGUAGAUAGCAUCCGGACUUCAAUUUUGGACGAGGCUGCAAUUGUGUUUGCUACUCUUAGCUUCAGUGGGUCACCACUUCUGGCUAAAUCAAACCGUGGUUUCGACGUCGUUAUUAUAGAUGAAGCUGCACAAGCUGUUGAGCCGGCAACUCUUAUCCCCUUGGCCACUAGGUGCAAACAAGUAUUUCUGUUGCAAACAGCAUUAGUUUAUGAGCCAAAACAACUCCCAGCUACUGUAAUUUCAACUGUUGCUCAGGAUUCUGGCUACGGUACAAGCAUGUUCGAGAGACUUCAAAAGGCUGGCUAUCCAGUGAACAUGUUGAAAACCCAAUACCGAAUGCAUCCAGAGAUAAGAAGCUUUCCGUCAAAGGAAUUCUAUGAAGAGGCUCUGGAAGAUGGAUCCGAUAUUGAAGCACAGACGACUCGCGACUGGCAUAAAUACCGUUGUUUUGGUCCGUUUUGCUUUUUUGAUAUACACGAAGGGAAAGAGUCGCAACAUCCAGGAGCAACUGGCUCUCGGGUUAAUCUAGACGAGGUGGAGUUUGUUCUCCUCAUCUACCACAGGCUUGUUACAAUGUACCCAGAGCUCAAGUCAAGCUCUCAGCUAGCUAUUAUAUCGCCUUAUAGCUACCAAGUGAAAGCUCUCAAAGAUCGGUUCAAGGAGAUGUUUGGUGCAGAGGCUGACAAAGUGGUUGAUAUCAACACUGUCGAUGGGUUCCAGGGAAGGGAGAAGGAUGUUACAAUAUUUUCAUGUGUUAGAGCUAAUGACAAAGGAGAAAUUGGGUUUCUAUCUAACUCUCAUAGGAUGAACGUGGGGAUUACUCGAGCUAAGUCUUCUGUUUUGGUGGUUGGUUCAGCUGCAACAUUAAAGAGUGAUCCACUCUGGAAAAACCUUGUAGAAAGUGCUGAGAAGAGAAACCGAUUGUUCAAGGUAUCGAAGCCAAUGGAUGAUUUCUUCAGCGAGGACAAUCUGGAGAGGAUGAAAGUUACAGAGAAAGAUAUGGAGAUUCCUGAUGCACUAGGGUUUGAAGAUGAAGCUCCUCCACUUGCAGCAAAUUACGUUGGAAAUGAUGAUAACGACUUUGGAGAUGGUGGUGAUGGAGCCUUGGCUGAAGAAGACUAAACCCUUUAGUGAUUUUGAUCAAUUAGGCUUUUAUUAGUUAAUCUAAUCUAAUAUGUGAUCUGAUCCAUCCAUUACUAGAAAAGUUUUGGCUUAAAUCUAAUUAUUUUAUAUUAGUUUUCUUUUUUUUCUUCACUAGGAAAGAAUCUCAAUUUUUGUAUAUGGACAUAGAGAAUAUUCUUAUUUUAUAAACAUCUCUAAAUUUGAGAUUAUAUU
Molecule: messenger RNA, 1536 nt
Organism: Brassica napus (rape)
Lineage: Eukaryota; Viridiplantae; Streptophyta; Magnoliopsida; Brassicales; Brassicaceae
Product: probable helicase MAGATAMA 3
Exons: 9
Coding region: 118-1323 (401 amino acids)
Molecular function (GO): helicase activity
Source: RefSeq, a predicted model, not a curated record